AUGGCUGCUUUGAGUUACGGCAAGAGAUGCCUAAAAGCAGUCCUAGAAAACGAUAUAAAGAAAAAGGUAAACAUUUCCGGUUUACAUGUUUACUCUCGUGACUCGUCUGCCACGGUCUGGAAAAAACGUUUGUCGCCUGAUGCUGAGGCACAGCAUUAUUGUGAGGCAGGUCUUGACAAGGACGGCUUUGAAGUCAAAUAUAUAUCAGACUAUAAAGGGUUUGGCGUAUUUAGUGUGGCUGAGCAUGCGAAAGGGGAUUUUCUAUUACAAUAUGCUGGGGAGAAAAUAACGAAGAACGAAGCAACUGAAAGGAUGAAAAAGUCAACAGAAAACAAAUUCUUCUUCUAUUGCUACAAAGGACAGGACUUAUGGACUUUCUGUGAUGGUUUGGGGCUAACAAUGUUUUCUACCUUAUACAUACCGGGCCGGUACAUGUACAUGCUAACCUACAGUGGUGAAAAAGAGCAUUGAUGCAGAGGGUGUCAGUAACAGCAUUUGUCAUUUUGUGAAUGAUGCAGACAAAACAGCCAAUUCAGUAAUGAAGCUUAAAGUUUUUCAUGAAAAGGAGUACCUCUGUCUGUAUGCUAUGAAGGAUAUACAGCCAGGGGAAGAAAUUCAAUAUAAUUAUGGGGACAAAGAGAACCUUUGGUGGAGGAGCAAGGUAAAGUAUAUUAACUAACAUCAUGGAGAAACUGAAAUUAUAUACAUGUAAUUGAUAAAUAAUAAAAAUGAAAAAAAAAAAACAUUAAAAUUUUUUGAAGAUGUUAUUUAAUGUUAAUUGUUUUAACUUCAUACCCAAUGUUUAAGGUUCACAUUUUUUGUAUGUUUGUUGCCCUCAUGUCUGUCUAUCUGUCUGUAGAUUCAAUUUAUUUUAAAUAUCCUGCAUGGAUAAAUUAAUUUAAAUAUGUGUGGAUAUGUUAAACAAUAUCACAACAUGUUUGAACUAAAUUAAAUGUUCUGUGUUGGUUGGCAUGGAUGAGGGUUGAGGUAUUAAUUAAGGAAUGAAAAUUCUAUGUUUUAUCAUCUGUAUAUAACUAGCAGGUUGAUUUAUUUCAAAUGGACACCAGUUUUGUUAAAAAAACCCAGAAUGAUGUCAAAUCUGAAAAUUAGAAAAAUUAAUGUUAUAGUGCCUAGAAUAUAAUUUUAUUUUCAAUUGAUUUACUCAACAGUAAUUACUAAGAUGGCACAUAAUUUUUUUUCAAAACUUUUCAG
Messenger RNA from Magallana angulata, 1212 nucleotides. RefSeq lists its product as uncharacterized. Bases 1 to 471 code for a protein of 156 amino acids. The record is from RefSeq and is a predicted model, not a curated record. Lineage: Eukaryota; Metazoa; Mollusca; Bivalvia; Ostreida; Ostreidae. The transcript is spliced from 7 exons.